AUGGAUAGAAACUCAAGUGCCUCAGUGAACCUCAGACCGAAUGAUUUACCGAUGACCAAGAAAAAUGACUUAAAUUCUGACAGGGUACGGAAUAGUAUCCGCUCCCUGAUUAACAACCCUGGAGAUGGUUUUGGGGUUAAUGAAGAAAAUGAAAGAAAUGAACCAAAUAGUUCGAAGAGCGAUGGAAACAAAAAACCCAGGAAGAAAAGGAAAACCUUUAGCUGCGACACUUGCAGGAGAGUAAAGACGAGAUGCGAUUUCGAACCUUUUAUUGGGAAAUGCUACAGAUGUAACGUCCUACAACUUGAUUGUUCCCUCGCUAAAAACAAAGAUGAUGAGAUUCUAAAUACUUUACGUGAAGAUAGCUUACUGAAGAAGAUUAAUUCAAUCAACUCGAAUCUUGGUUCGUUCUCUCACUUAAGCAAGGAUAUUUCUAACGAAAUACAAGGCUGUGUUGGAAAAAGUGAAACGGGCACAAUUGAUUAUCAUACAAUCAAUAGUAGACUUUCAUCUUUGGAAGGUCAUAUAAAAUCUCUACACCAGAAAAUGGAUUUGAUAAUCACCUCAGCAAGUUUAUCGAAUAAUAAUGAUACCGAAGAUGCAAAAAAAGGUGGUCAAUUUGAAAAUGUUGACCUAAGCAAUACAUAUGAUAGCGCUUCAACUUCCAGCUCGAAGACGAUAAAAAAAACAGGGAGAUAUAGUAAAGAGAGUCUUUUUCUGAAUGGGUUCAAAUUGAAGGAAUCUCCUUUGAAACUUAUGCAUGAUAUUGACGAGAGGUUAUUUCCAUCGAAGGCCACAUCCAGAGCAGCUAAGCUAGCUGGACAACAAAGACCGUAUGCUGUUGCAAGAGUAAAUUUUCUCCAUUUUUAUGAGAAACAUCAACAAUUAUGCCACAAACUAGCGAAAGAAUUUCUAGUGAGAUCUCAUUUCUGGAUUAUUCCAGGUGGAAGAAAAGACAUAGACGUGGAAUAUGCUCAUUCACACUUAUUCAUUACAAGUGUGUUUACCAUCAUUGCUAUGAGUUUCGCUGACAAUGACAAAUAUGCCGCGGAACAAGAAGUAUUAUAUACUCUAGUAGAGAGGCUGUUAACGAAUACGCUGACCAUGUUCGAGAAGUUGACUGCAUUUGAUAUCGAGGCUAUCUUAUAUUGCUGUAUGUUCCAUAUUUCUCGAAAAGCAAAGAGAUAUAGGCAGCUUAAAUUUAAUUCUUUAGUGCUAAGCAAUUUUGCACUCAAUAGUUUGUUACAUGUAAUCGAUUUUUAUCAAAUAAAGGACAGAGUUUUGGUGAGAGAAGAAUACAACUCUGAAGAUCUUUAUCACUUGAGGAUCCUGAACUCUUUGACUGCAUGCUACUUAGAAUAUUCUAUCAGUUAUGGUGAUAUUCGGGAGCAAGAUGACAUGCUUAAGGAGUUUAACAAGCUUGUGGCUAAAUUUCCACAAGCAAACUUUGGUGAUGACAUCAAAAUAAGUGAGAUUAAUUUAGGUGAUAUUGUAAAUGGAAUUUUCAUGGGCCUAAGAAAUUAUUUUCUACAAUGUCUAAGUGAUUUUGACGACAGCAGGCGUGGUGAUGAUCAAAAUGCGCUUGUUUUCAUUUUCCCGGAGCUAAAUUACUGGUUGAAGAACUGGGAAGAGCUUUUGACAAAGGAUGGCGCAGGCGUGCUAUUGUUUACUUUUGACUUUUAUCAUAUUAUGAUAUGCCGCACUUUUAUCACAGAAUUUUCUUCCACUUUGAAGGGAAACCAGAGCUUUUUAAAAUUGGUUCUCAAUACAAUGAAAGAACAUUCGUUUUCACUGCUGAAGGGCUUUCUAAGACUACCACCUGCGUUAAUAAGGGGUGCCCCUAUCUUUACAUGCCAUCAGUUGGUUUACGCUUGCUUAACGCUAUGCGAUUAUCUUUAUUGGUUUGACUUUUCUGAACGUCAACAUGUUUUGAGUCUUUGCACAAAAGUAUAUUGGCAUUUGAGUACCAUAGGGGAAAAAAUGAAUGAGGCUACUGAUAAUGUUGGAAAAAUUAUCAAAUCCAUAAUUGAUACGAGUAAAACUCGUAUCAAUGUUGGUAAUUUUCAACAAGAAAAUGAUGAAUAUGAUACAAUUUUGACGACGGUUAAUAAGCGCGUAGAACCAGCAACUAUGCAUGCCAUAAAAGUGGCUAAUUCUUCUACAGAUAAUGGUGUUUUGCAUGAAAGCUCAUCCAAUAGCCACUUCAUGAUACCUGACGUUGAUCAAUUCAAUUCUUUUGAAGAUUUUUUCCAGGACUUCUUCGAUAAUCUGAAGCCAAACUCACAAAAAAUGUUUACCAACGAUAGUAAGACCGGACAAAUUACUUGA
Messenger RNA from Saccharomyces kudriavzevii IFO 1802, 2328 nucleotides. RefSeq names its product Urc2p (gene URC2). The record is from RefSeq and is a predicted model, not a curated record. The transcript has a single exon. Lineage: Eukaryota; Fungi; Ascomycota; Saccharomycetes; Saccharomycetales; Saccharomycetaceae. The coding region runs from base 1 to 2328 and encodes 775 amino acids. Gene Ontology annotation, cellular component: nucleus. Gene Ontology annotation, molecular function: zinc ion binding; DNA-binding transcription factor activity, RNA polymerase II-specific.